Molecule: messenger RNA, 923 nt
Organism: Nicrophorus vespilloides
Lineage: Eukaryota; Metazoa; Arthropoda; Insecta; Coleoptera; Silphidae
Product: leucine-rich repeat-containing protein C10orf11 homolog
Exons: 6
Coding region: 96-902 (268 amino acids)
Source: RefSeq, a predicted model, not a curated record
CGUCGUCGACGAUAAAACCGUCUCGAACGUUUCUCAUCUCAGUUCAGUCAGUGCAUGAAAUUGUGUAAGACGGAUCCGAUGCUUUUUCCAAAAAGAUGGAAAGCAGUAGCAGCAACGAUCUAACGGAUAGUAACAAUGGUUGCGACGUAAUUCACAUCAAGAAUGUCCCAUCGCUCCUCAGCUCGUACGACGAGAGCAUCUUGGACGACAAAUCCGAGAUCUUCAGCAUGACGUCUUUGGGAGCGUUUAUUUUCCUCAAUCAAGCUGAAUCAAAGUUGAGUUACGGUUUGGACAAUGCGAUCGCUCAAAAUUCUCACACAACGACGGACACAACGAGACUGUCCUUAGCGUACGAACGUCUCCACAGUAUGCCCAAACUAAUAUUGCAAGAACUCUCGCCGUAUAUCGUCGUCUUGGACAUCAGCAACAACGAAUUCGAAAAUUUAAAUUUUUUGACCGAAUUCAAGAAGCUGACGACGCUGAUCUGCGAUCACAACAACAUAACUUCAUCGACCGAAAUCCCGGCGAUGCCGAAGCUCGAAUUGCUCUGGUUGAAUCACUGCAAGAUAAAGGAGCUGUAUCCUUGGGGAAGGAAAUUGCAGAAAUCGUGUCCGCAAUUGAAGUAUUUAUCGCUGAUGGGAAACGAGGCGGCUCCUUCGUAUCUGAACGGUGGAAACUUUAACGAAUAUUUACAGUACAGAUUGUUUAUGAUCAGCAUGUUUCCGAAUCUGCUGCAUUUGGAUGAUAAACCUGUGACGGCGGAGCAGAGGAAAGAAUCGAAGAAGUUGUACAAGAAGUCUUUUCUGGAGAAGCUCAAGUUUCUCGACAAUUUCACUUUAUCCGCUCAAUGCGUUUCUCCGGCGGCGUACACUACAUACUUGGAGAAGAAUAUAGUUAUUUAAGAUUAGUAUUAAUGACAAAAA